UGAAGUUUGGUCUGCGCUAGCUCUCGAGGGAUAAAAACAACCACAUUUACAGAAGCAGAACAUCAAUCAACUUGUUUUCUUCUCGUGACUAAUCUUGUUUACUUAAAUCAUUGUAAUUGAGAUGGGAAGGCGGAGAGAAGACGAUCACUCUGGAGGAACACACACAAACAUGGAGGAAGACAAUAAAGAUUCUUCAAGCAGUCCUUACAAGAAACACAAGAAGCACAAACACAAGAAACACAAGCACAAGAGAUCAAGAAGCGACUACAGUCCGCUUCAUAGCCCCGAACCAUUCCUAUCAUCAGAGGCUGUCAUGAGCGACUCGUCUGGCAAACCACAGCUCAAAUUGAAGAUCAAGAUUGGCGGCCAGACUCUAGGGACUAAAAGCUACGACAGAGUUAUUUCACCACACUUCACAAGUGAAGAAGAGGAAGAAGAAGAAGAAGAGGAGGAGGUGGAGGAGGAAGUUGAAGAUGAGGCUGAGGAGAUUGAAGAUGAGGCCGAGGAGGAAAAUGACGUGGAUGAUGAGCCAGUUGAUGUCGUCCAAGAAGAAGAUGAUGAUGAAGAAGAAGAAAGAUUCACUCCAUGGCAAGAUCAAACACCACCAGCAUCUCAACAUGGAUCGGAGAAUCCCGAUGAGGACGAGGCGUGGCUUGAUGCGCUGGAGGCAGGGCAAUUAGAUGCUUAUGGUGAAAUCAAGCGAGUCAAAGAUCCAUCCUUACUUACAGCAAGACAGAGAGCAAUGUUACAUGGAAUGUCCGCUGAAGAAGAGAAGCAACUACUGCAGCUCCCUAGCGGUGCUAAACCACUGGAGAUGACUGAAGAGAUGCUGGAGAAGAAAGCUGAGAAGGCUCAGAAGAGGCGAGCACAGGCGCACAAGAAGGUGGAAGAGCACAAAAAACAAACGAUAGCAAGACUCCUGAAGAAACAGGACAGCAAGCUGAAAGGAAUGAGGGCAAGAUUAAGACGUGGAGCUGAUGCACCCAGGAUUCAUUAUGUCAGCAACGUACACAGAAUCACCAUUUCAUUCCCACCAGGGAGGCAGUACCCACUUGAGAGACAAUCUGCACAGCCCCCUAAGCCGGUAGCUUUAUGUGGAUCAUCAGGAUGUAGCAAUCCCAAGAGGUAUUCCUGCUCCAAGACCGGAGUUCCACUCUGCAGCUUAGAAUGCUACAAGAAGAACCUACUAACCCAUCAGCCAGUUACUUGUGCAUCAUGAAUACAUUGGGGCACUGUCUAGCUCCUGCACCAUCGAUUGAGGUGUUCCACGCUGUAAAGCAUUAUUCUAAAAGAACCAGUCUUGUUUCUUGACACAACACUAUGGCCAAGUUUGAAGAAUGGAGAGAAUUUGGCCAUGGAUGCGCGCAUUGGCUGCAGUGGCAACAUUGAAGAACAGGACUUUUUGGCCUAUUGGACUAAGCCAUUAAUCACAGUUGGUUUGUGCAAUUCACAAUCAUAGACGUUAAACCUAUGUUUGUAUGAGCGAGAUCAUCUAAACAAACAACUUUGACACAGCCUAAAUCUGUUUCCGGUGUCCAUAUAGGGGUUUUGUCCCCCAAACGGUUAUUUAGCAUGGGCUUCGAAGAUGUUUCAAAAGAGGUUGCUUUUAGAUGAAAAUUCUUAACAUUUCUCCCUAUGGGGGACGAGACGAUGGUUACUUUUCCUCAUAAGUACGUACAAGCAUAAAAAAAACUAGUAAGCACACUUACCUUUCCUUUUUUACAAAUUCUUCUUGUCAGUUACUUGUAGGUCUUGGCCGUAAUAUGCUUAUAUAUCAGGAGUGAGAAAUACCAUGGUUAUUUAAGAUAAGAACUUUACAAUGAACUUUAAAAUCAAAUAAAGUCUGUAAGUAAGUAGGAUUUGAAACUUUGCAUGG
Messenger RNA from Asterias rubens (European starfish), 1876 nucleotides. RefSeq names its product INO80 complex subunit B-like. The record is from RefSeq and is a predicted model, not a curated record. The transcript has 8 exons. Bases 122 to 1219 code for a protein of 365 amino acids. Gene Ontology annotation, biological process: chromatin remodeling. NCBI's taxonomy places the organism in Eukaryota, Metazoa, Echinodermata, Asteroidea, Forcipulatida, Asteriidae. Gene Ontology annotation, cellular component: Ino80 complex.